AUGGCGGGUGACACGCAUAAGCUGCGCGAUGACGAGUUGAUAUCAACCACCGCCAUCGCCAACUCACCCGACGCGCCCAACGCGGCCUCGGAUAGUCCAACAACCAUGGCCAACGACCCUUCUGCCUCAACAACCACGGAAAAGAGGGUUAGCCGCUCCAAGUCUCGACGUCGAAGAGCCUCCGCAGUAGACGAGGAGAGCUACUCUAUCCCCGAUGCCUAUCUCAACCUCGACGAACUCGCGGCUCCUUGCCCUGUCGAAAACGUCACCGACGGCCCCGUCUACCGUCAUUCGAGCUUAGAAGUCGCACGUAGCCACGAGAGAGAGUGGCGUACAAGACGAUCACAGCAACUUCCCGAGGGGCCGUUUGAAGCAGAAGAAGCUCGCAAGGGAAAUGUGUCCCAACUUCUCACUCAACUAUACACCCUAUCAUACCUGGUCUUCUUCUCAUUGAUGGGCACGCUGGCGCGAUUGGGCCUGACGGCUCUUACUCAUUACGUCGACACUCCCGUGAUAUUCACCACAAUCUGGGCCAACUUUGGGGGCAGCCUCAUCAUGGGCUUCCUCGCUGAAGAUCGAAUGCUGUUCCGCCAUGAAUGGGGCACACCAACCUACGACCAGACUCUCGCGCGUGCAAAGGGGCGUAGUGAUGAGGAGAGCGCAUCUACGGCAGGGUCUGCGUCUGGCAUUGAUCCCGCGGCCGCAAAGAAAGAACACCUUGCGACCAAAAAGACGAUACCUCUGUACAUUGGGUUGGCGACUGGUUUUUGCGGGAGUUUUACCAGCUUUUCAUCCUUUAUCCGCGAUGUUUUCCUGGCCAUGUCGAAUGACAUUGUCGAGCCGGGAUUUGGGACCGAGGCUCAAAGUCGAAACGGGGGUUACUCGUUCAUGGCCAUGUUGGCAGUCAUCAUCACCACCGUGGGACUGUCGUUGGCAGCGCUAGUCUUUGGUGCGCACCUUGCCAUCGCAACGGAGCGCAUGAUCCCUUCGAUACCCUACCCGAUUACACGAAGAGUCCUGGAUCCUCUGUUUGUCCUGCUGGGAUGGGGAUGCUGGCUUGGUGCCGUACUCAUGUCCAUCUUCCCUCCGCAUGAUCAGUGGCGUGGGAAAGCCACAUUUGCCCUGGUGUUCGCGCCUCUUGGGUGCUUGGCGAGAUUCUACCUCGCAAUCUACUUGAAUGGUAAAGUCGCCGCGUUUCCUCUGGGGACGUUUGCCGCCAACGUCAUGGGCACGGCUGUACUGGGCAUGGCAUGGGAUAUCGCCCACGUUCAGAGCGGCGGCAUUAUUGGAUGUCAGGUUCUGCAAGGUGUGGAGGAUGGAUUCUGCGGCUGCUUAACGACGGUGUCGACGUGGGUCGCGGAGCUGAACAGUUUGAGGAGGAGAAAUGCCUACGUAUAUGGCGCGACGAGUAUCGUCGUCUCAUUCGCCGUCAUGGUGCUGAUUAUGGGAGGGUUAAGAUGGACCGACGGCUGGUCUGUCUUGAUGUGCUAG
Metarhizium acridum CQMa 102 is the source of this 1491-nucleotide messenger RNA. RefSeq lists its product as uncharacterized. Gene Ontology annotation, cellular component: plasma membrane. NCBI's taxonomy places the organism in Eukaryota, Fungi, Ascomycota, Sordariomycetes, Hypocreales, Clavicipitaceae. The record is from RefSeq and is a predicted model, not a curated record. Gene Ontology annotation, biological process: fluoride transmembrane transport. Gene Ontology annotation, molecular function: fluoride transmembrane transporter activity.